Racocetra fulgida is the source of this 507-nucleotide messenger RNA. The record is from the annotation of a GenBank genome assembly. NCBI's taxonomy places the organism in Eukaryota, Fungi, Glomeromycota, Glomeromycetes, Diversisporales, Gigasporaceae.
AUGGCUUCACAACAUUUAGCUAUUAGGCGUCAAGAAAUUAUUCGAAAUCUUGCAAAUGUUAGACAACGCAUCGAAGCGAUAGUUGAGGGAAAAUAUGAGGCACGAUUAGUUGCAAUUAGUAAAUUAAAACCAAUAUCUGAUAUCCGUAUAGCUUAUGAAGAUGGGCAACGACAUUUUGGUGAAAAUUAUGUAGAUAGUCAAAAUAAAGCAGAUUUGAUGAAUAAAGUCAGCGCAUCGCGAGAAUCUCCGCUUCGAGUAUUUGUUCAAGUCAAUACUAAAGAAUGUAUAACAGUCUUGAAUCAUGUUCAAGAUAAUUGUCCGAAAUUACAACUUGUGGGAUUAAUGACAAUUGGAGCUCCAAAUCGUGAUCCUAAAGAACCAAAUCCAGAUUUCAUCCUAUUAAAAAGUUUACGAGCUCAAUUUCAAGAAGCAAGAGGAAUAGAAUUAGAAUUAAGUAUGGGCAUGUCUGAUGACUUUGAAGAAGCUUUAAAAUUAGGUGCUACUAAU